AUGGCCGCCGUCGUGGGUGCUCCCAAUUCUUUGGCUGAGGAACCCGAGGUGCAGGCGGAGACGGGCGAGCCGCGUUACACGUUCGCCAUGGCGUGCAGCAUCGCGAAGGGGCUGAAGAUUAAGCAGCUGCCAAAAUGCGCUUUCUCUGGAAAGCAGGAGAACGGCGUCACAGGCAAGAUGGACUUGCCGCUCACAUCUCUGGACCAAUCUUCAGGAAAAAUGACGCACGUCGUUGAUGUUGUCCAAAGCUACACUGACGCCUUCGACCCAGACGAGAUCGCAGGCUUCAUGGCGCAGCAGAUGUACAUGAACCUGCCUGGUAAGAUGAAGCCGGCGGCCGUCGUCGUGUGUCCGUUCAAGUUGCAGAUCGUCAUGCUCAAGGAGGCCGCCGCCGAGAACUCGUGCACCAUCAUCAAGCACUAUAAGUUCGACGAUCGGCAGGAGUACGAUGUGUACGGCGCGGUGUGCCAGGGCGUAUUGAUGAAGAUUAACUGGGGCAAUCAGGUGAGAGUCGGCGCACUCGCUUUCAACUUCAUGUUGGACAAGCUCGGUGGCCUGCUGCAGUAUCGCUGGUGGUCGUUCGACCAAAACUUGGCCGACAGGGUGGUCAGCCAAUCCGAAAUAGGAGUGGCGAUCGAUUGCAUCCGCGCGCACACGCCGUACAACAACGCCGACCUGAAACAGACGGCGUGGACGCUGCAGGAGCUCGCGGACCCAGACAGCAAGAUCAACAAGUCGGUGACGGCGAGCAAGUACACGCACCUGCCGAUCGCGUGGGGCGACGUGGAGCUAUGGGCGCAGAAGAUCUUAGAGCCGCUGAUUCCGUCGCUGAAGCGCAAGUCGAUCAUAUUCCUUGGCCUCGGCGGCAUGGGCAAGACACCUCUGAUGCAUGCGCUGAUGAUGGCCCUCUCGAGGUUCCACAUUAAGGACCAGGGAGCCCGCGACACCGACGUUGUUCCCAUGUUUAAGACGGCGACGGACCUCGACUUUUACCGCGACGAGCCAGGCGAGCGCUGGUGCGGCUGCUGCCUCGACGACGGCGACAUGUCGGACCUGUCCGUGAAGGUGUUCAAAAGCUUCUUGGACGUCAGCUGCAGGGAGCCCCUCACCCGUGAGAGGUGGGGCGCCAGUAAGUUCGUGCAGUGCCAACCCAGGAUGAUGGCCGAUAACGAGUUCGACGCCAGCCUCGACCCAACGGUCGCGCUCGACGGCAGGCAGGUCAGGGCAGGGGCUGUCCUAGGGGGCGCAGCGGACCGCAUCACGAACGAGGCCUUCAUCAAAAUGGUGAGGCCCGCUUUCCCCCCGUGUUCUGAGGCGGACCUGGAGGCCAUCUUCAAGCGUGUCAAUGUGAUCGCGAACACCGAGCACUACGUCCACGCCCGGCCUCGGGGCUUGCACACGACCUCCACGAUCGUCACGUACAAGAGCGAGGGCUCCUACAUCGCCCAGAAAGCGAAGGACGUCCUUAGCGUGCAGGUGAAGCGCGAGCAGGAAGAGGAUUUCUUCACGAUGAACUCCGAACUCGCCGACCAGACAAAGCGGAACCCCAUUGACGUGGACGCGACGGACGAGCCUCCUUCCAAGAGGUCCAGGGUGGGCGACGGCGCUUCCUCGUGCGCGGCCAUCCUCAUCGAGAACGACGUCUUCCUGGAGCGGUCGGCGGCCCUCGCCGCGAGCAAGGAGUGCAUCGAGGUGCCCGACCUGGACAGCGAGGAGCAUGCGAUUUCUGUCGACGAUUGCGAGGAGACCCCGAUUUCCAUGGAUGACCUGUACGAGGCAUUCAUGAGGGACGCGAACGCCGCGAGGGCGGACGCCGACGAAGACGAGCAAGCGUUCGCAGGCGAGGAGGAGGAGGACGUGUUCGGGUUCGGGGGCAGCAUGGACUAG
This is a messenger RNA of Prorocentrum cordatum, 1887 nucleotides long. The record is from the annotation of a GenBank genome assembly. Lineage: Eukaryota; Dinophyceae; Prorocentrales; Prorocentraceae.